Molecule: messenger RNA, 345 nt
Organism: Suillus clintonianus
Lineage: Eukaryota; Fungi; Basidiomycota; Agaricomycetes; Boletales; Suillaceae
Exons: 1
Coding region: 1-345 (114 amino acids)
Source: RefSeq, a predicted model, not a curated record
AUGCCCUCUGCCAACUACCUCAAGCUCACAAACGGCCUACCAAAACGUCAAUCCAGUAUAUACAUCCAAUUACGAACACGCCACAUACCCCUCAAUUACCACCUUCAUCGCAUCAACAAAUCCGAAUCUCCUCACUGCCCGACAUGCCCAGGAACGAACGAAACUAUACACCAUUUUAUAUUCGAAUGCCCUCAAUACCAAAGAGAACGACACAUAUACGCUAACGCGACCCGCCGAAACGCACUGUCCAUAACCCACCUCCUCUCAUCCGAAAAAGCAACCCCACACCUCCUUCGAUAUAUCAACAGCACCGGACGUCUCAAACCCACGUUCGGAGAAAUAUAA